Quercus robur (English oak) is the source of this 1998-nucleotide messenger RNA. RefSeq lists its product as uncharacterized. The record is from RefSeq and is a predicted model, not a curated record. Lineage: Eukaryota; Viridiplantae; Streptophyta; Magnoliopsida; Fagales; Fagaceae. Gene Ontology annotation, molecular function: nucleic acid binding; RNA-DNA hybrid ribonuclease activity. Bases 1 to 1998 code for a protein of 665 amino acids. The transcript has 5 exons.
AUGUUUGCCCCUGAGAGAGAUGAUGCUAUCAAAGACGAGGUUCAAAAGUUGAUGGUGGUGAAGUUUAUUCAGGAAGUGUACUACCCGGAUUGGUUGGCCAAUGUAGUAAUGGUCAAAAAGGCAAACGACAAGUGGAGAAAGUGCGUAGAUUUCACUGACUUAAACAAAAUAAGGAUGGACGAGGCAGACCAAGAGAAAACAUCAUUUGUCACCAGUCAAGGCUUAUUCUGUUAUAAGGUGAUGUCAUUUGGCUUAAAGAACACAGGGGCGACAUAUCAGAGAUUGGUCAACCACAUGUUUCGUCUGCAGAUUGGGCGGAAUGUGGAAGUCUAUGUAGAUGAUAUGCUGGUGAAGAGUCAAGACGAGGGAAGACAUUUAGACGACCUGCAAGAGACAUUUGACACACUGAGACAGCGUGUCCACAGGAACCCGAAAACCGACCCACCUACCCAAACCGCCCGGUCCAACCCAAAAACCGACCAACCUGACACCGAUGAUGGUCGGAGACGGUUCUCCGCCACCAAAAACCGAUUUAGGCGGAUCGGAUGGUUCUUAGAAAAGCAUUCGAAUGGAUCAAUGAGUGUCAGAGAGGAGUUAUAUUUAUACUUAGCAGUAACCCCGCAUGCCGUGAGCUCAGCAUUGAUAAGAGAAGAAGAUAAAGUGCAAAGACCUGUGUACUAUACGAGUAAGGCAUUGAGGGGAGCGGAAGGACGGUAUCCACAAAUGGAGAAAUUAGCCUUCGCAUUGAUCACCGCUUCCAGGAAACUGAGGCAUUAUUUCCAAGCACAUGUCAUUAAUGUCAUGACAGAUCAUCAGCUCAAGAAGGCAAUGAAUAAACUGGAAGCUGCAGGAAGAUUGAUCCAGUGGGUUGUAGAGCUCAGUGAGUUUGACAUUAGAUAUCAACCAAGGCAUGCCAUAAAAGCUCAAGCACUAGCAGAUUUCAUUGCGGAGUUUACCCCAAGUCAUGAUGAGACAGAAGACAGUAAGAGAUGGGUCGUCCAUGUGGAUGGUUCGUCUACAUGGCAUGCAGGUGGAAUUGGUGUGGUCCUACAAUCCCCAGAAGGAGACAAAUUGAAACAUAAGGUUCGUCUGCAGUACCAAACAAUUAACAAUAAAGUCGAGUAUGAAGCCCUCCUCAUAGGGUUAGAAUUGGCUAAGUCUGUGGAAGCCAAAUCUAUACUCGUCUUGAGGGAUUCUCAGUUGAUCAUGGGGCAAGUAAAUGGGAUGUAUGAAGCAAAGGAAGAACGGAUGAGAAAGUACCUUAAUAAGGUGAUGCGCCUUAUGAAAAGAUUUGAAAAAGCUGAUUUCGUUCAAAUCCCAAGGGAGGAGAACGUGGAAGCUGAUACAAUAGCAAAAGAAGCCUCAGCAAAUGAAUCGAUGGACGAAUUUGAUGAAGUUCAGUAUAUGCCAAGUAUAGAUAUCCCAGAAGUACAACAAGUGGAGAGCAAAGGAAAUUGGAUGACCCCGAUUAUAUCAUACUUGAAAGACGGACGACUACUAGAAGAGAAGGACAAAGCCAGGAAGUUGAGGGUGAGAUCGGCUAGGUACGUUCUUAUAGACGAAGUGCUGUACAAGAAAGGCUUUUCUCAACCUUAUCUUAGGUGCUUGGCUCCGGACGAAGCAAACUACGUACUGAGAGAAGUUCAUGAAGGAGCAUGUGGCAAUCACUCAGGAGCCAGGUCACUCGUCCACAAGGUCGUUCGUGCAGGGUAUUAUUGGCCAAAUAUGCAAGCUGAUGCUAAAGCAUACGUCAAGGGAAUAUGGCCAGACGAGUUACCAGGUGUUUUAUGGGCAUAUUCCCUAGCCUAUGGAAGCGAAGCAGUUAUACCUGCAGAAGUACAUAUGGCCAAUCAUAGGAUGAUGAUGUAUCAAGACAAGGAUAAUGAGGAGCAACUCCGUUUGAGCCUCGAUCUGAUAGACGAGGUAAGGGCAGAUGCGGAGCACAGGGCAGCAAAGUACAAGAACCUCAUGGCUAGGCAGUAUGAUGCAAUGGUGUAG